ACAAGUAGACAGUGCCACUUCGUAUGCUGAACUGAACAGUCGUACAAACGGCGACUUUUUGACAGUGCAAGAAAUAAAGCAACAAAACCAUCAAUCAUCGGUCUCGUUCUCUUUCAAUCGAACAAACAGAGACAAUCAUACACACAAACACACAUACCGAUUCGAUCUUAUUGUGCUUGCACGCGUUUGCGUGUUGUGAAAACAUAAUGACUGUGUUGAAUUGAAGUAGAAACGAACGAAAAAAAGCAACAUACAUUUAAUUUCGAAAAGUGGAGAAUUAUAGUGAGUAUCAAAGCGAAAUAGAAAUAGUACGAGUUUUAAUCACAAGCGAAACAGUCCAUACAGUGCAAGAUUGAGUGAGUGAAAAAUAAAAAAAAGGAGAAAUUUUUCGAUCGAACCGUAUAAACGGGCAUUUUUUCAGUGCAUCUCUUUUUAUUAUUCGGCAUAGAACUAGUGUGUGCGCUUUUUUCCUUUCUUCUUUUUGUCAUCUAUCGUUCCGCAUUCUGCCCCGCGUGCAAGUGUGCAUUUGACAAUCAAACGUUUUCGUUUUUUUUUGCAUUGUAUCGAACGUGAACUGUUUUUUUCUUGUUGUCGUCGUCGUCGUCGUCGUUUGGCAACUCAAACAACGGCUACUGCGAUUGAACAGACAUUGAACAUCAACGACAGCAACAACAAAAAAAAGUAUCAAACACAUUUUUUUCCAUUCUAUAAAACGCAAAUAAAAUCAUGCCGAAGACCGUGAAAGCCGUAAGUUUAUGAAAUACAGUUGCAGUACACAACGGACACAAACUUUUAUUAUUCCUUUUUUUUUCGUCAUCAUUUUGCGAGAGUGACUCGUGUGUUUUUUUUAUUGAUUUCGGUACAAAUUGUGCGGUUUUACUUUUGUGUUUAUUUGAAUCUUUGCAUUCGUUUUUAUUUGACAUUAUUUGGGAAUGUGCCUUAAAUUGCACACCAAUACAUUUUCCUUAUGAUACACCACACAAACGAUGUAUGAAAUGGCAAAUAAAAAGGAAAUGUUCGAAGACGACGACUUGGAUAUAUCGUCUGGAUCCGAUUUUGAUGAGGAUGAAGAUCCCGAUAAAAUUGAAGUUCCUGGUGGUGGUCGAGAUUUGGCCACGGCUGUCAAUUAUGCCAAGCAAAGUUCCCUGGGUAGUUCAUUAACUACCACUCAAUCAAAUAGUUCGACAAAAGCAACAACAUUCGAUGUACAAUCGAAUCCAGUUGCAGCAAAUCAACCACAACCUGUGUUGAAGCAUUUGAUACCAGCCGAAUCGAUUUUAAAACCAUUUUUACCAAAAGUGAAUACAGCAUCGACACGAGUACAUCCACCGUCGACAACAACAAACAUUACAGCCGCAUCAAAUGCGGCAAUGGCAUACUCGAAUGCAGGCGGCUAUGGAAGUGCUGGUGCUAAAACACAAGCUCCCACACAAGCGUUUGGAAUAAGAAGUGCAAGCGCUGCAAAUUCAUCGAUGCCAAUGAUGAAUGCAGCUGGUUUAGGCGCUUUAGGUUCAGUUUCAUCGACACCAAGUCUUUAUUCGAUAAACAAUAUGGCCGCCUCACUUUUAGCACAGAUGGAAAUGGGUGCCAGUGGAUUUGGAGGUCUCGGUGCAAUGGGUGGCGCAAUGGUCAAUCCAAAUGUUGCUCAAACAUAUCAGGCAAUGUUGCAAAACAUUCAAAAAUUACUCGCAUACAAUCCAGACUUUUUAACAAAAGGCAUACCAAACAAUUUACUGCAAAUGUGCAUGGAACAAACGAAAUUGCCCACAGUCUAUGGCGCUCAACCGCAAUUGGUCCAACCCGAAGAAGACGAGGCGGAAGAAGAAGAAAUGGGUGUCGCCGAAACAUACGCUGACUAUUGGCCGGCAAAAUUAAAAUUGGGCAAAAAGCAUCCGGAUCCAGUUGUUGAAACUGCAUCACUCUCUUCGGUUGAACCGACCGAUGUAACAUACAAAUUGGCGAUUCCCAACGAACCAACCAUUGACAGUGGUUUACUCAGUGCAUUACAAUUGGAAUCAAUUACAUAUGCAUCACAAGCACACGAACAACUUUUACCAGAUGGAUCUCGGGCUGGAUUUUUGAUUGGUGACGGUGCUGGUGUUGGCAAAGGUCGUACCAUUGCCGGUAUAAUAUUCGAAAAUUAUUUGCGCGGACGCAAAAAGGCCAUCUGGAUUUCCGUAUCAAAUGAUUUAAAAUACGAUGCUGAACGGGAUUUGCGAGACAUUGGUGCUAGCAAUAUCGAAGUUCAUCCUUUGAAUAAGUUCAAAUACGCAAAAAUCAAUUCGACUGUGAAUAACAAUGUGAAAAAAGGUGUGAUUUUCAGUACAUACUCAGCGUUGAUAAGUGAGUCAACGGGAAAUAAUAACAAAUACAAGUCACGACUAAAGCAAUUGUUGCAAUGGUGCGGUUCGGAUUUUGAUGGUUGCAUCGUAUUCGAUGAAUGUCACAAAGCGAAAAAUUUGUGUCCGACGGGUUCGAGUAAACCGACAAAAACUGGCUUGACCGCUUUAGAGCUUCAGAAUCGUUUGCCAAAAGCACGAGUUGUUUAUGCAUCCGCGACCGGAGCGUCAGAACCAAGGAACAUGGCGUAUAUGGUGCGAUUAGGUCUGUGGGGUCAAGGAACACCGUUUGCCACAUUCAAUGAAUUUAUCACAGCGGUUGAAAAACGUGGUGUUGGUGCUAUGGAAAUCGUUGCUAUGGACAUGAAACUGCGUGGCAUGUACAUUGCGCGCCAGCUUAGUUUUCAUGGUGUCACAUUCAAAAUUGAAGAAGUACCGCUGUCGGCCAGUUUCAAGAAGGCCUACGAUGAAUCUGUGGAAUUGUGGGUGGAAGCGAUGCAAAAAUUCACCGAAGCGGCUGAAUUGAUCGAUGCAGAGAGUCGUAUGAAGAAAACAAUGUGGGGCCAAUUCUGGAGUGCGCAUCAACGUUUUUUCAAAUAUCUGUGCAUUGCAUCGAAAGUGAAUCAUGCGGUGAUGGUGGCACGUGAAUCGAUAAAAAUGGGAAAAUGUGUUGUGAUCGGUUUGCAGUCAACGGGCGAAGCAAGAACGCUUGAACAAUUGGAACGUGAAGAUGGUGAAUUAUCCGAUUUUGUGUCGACCGCUAAGGGUGUAUUUCAGUCGUUGGUGGAGAAGCAUUUUCCGGCACCAGAUCGUAAUCGUAUCAAUCGUUUAUUGGGUUUGGAUGGUUCAAAGAAAACGGCUCUCCAGACAAUUUUGGACGAAGCAAAAACCAAAACCGCUGCCACAUCAUCGACAGCAUCCGGUUCAAAGCGUAAACCAACCACUGAACCGCAAAUUGAUCGUAAACGAAAGAAACGCAGCAAUUCGGAAGAAGUGAGUGGCGGUGAAUUUUCGGAUGGUGUAAAUGAUAUGUCAGACGAUUCCGAUUUCAAGAAUAACAGCGAAUCCGAUAGUGAUGAGGACGAUGAAGAGCCCGACGACGAACAAUACGACAGUAAUCAAAGUGAUGAUUUCAAUCCAUUUGGUGGUGAUGACAGUGAUUCAGACACCGAUCCAUGGGUGGCACGCAGUAAAAAGUUAAAACCAGUGAAAAAAGCACAACCGAAGAAAAAACCACAAUCAACACAAGAUAAAAUUCAAGCAUUGAUUACGAAAAAACAAACGGUGAAUGCAACAACAACCGCAUCAUCGUCAAGCACAACAAAUACAAUACAAUCGACAGGUAUUGGAACAAAUGGUUUCAAAAUGAACUAUGGACCACCGCCAAAAGAUGCCAUCGAAAGAGCGUGUGAAUUGAAAGAAGAAUUAUUGAAGAAAAUCGAACGUUUGGGCGAACAUCUGCCACCGAAUACAUUGGAUCAAUUGAUCGAUGAAUUGGGCGGUCCGGAAAAUGUGGCCGAAAUGACCGGACGCAAAGGGAGAGUCAUACAGACUGAAGACGGACAAAUUCAAUAUGAAUCACGUUCCGAACAAGAUAUUCCAUUGGAAACACUGAAUUUAACCGAAAAACAACGAUUUAUGGACGGCGAAAAGGAUGUGGCCAUCAUUUCCGAGGCUGCCAGCAGCGGUAUUUCACUUCAAAGUGAUCGACGAGUACGCAAUCAACGGCGUCGGGUACAUAUCACACUUGAACUACCGUGGUCAGCCGAUCGUGCCAUCCAACAAUUUGGACGAACACAUCGAUCGAAUCAAGUGAAUGCACCUGAAUACAUGUUCCUCAUUUCGGAUUUGGCCGGAGAACGAAGAUUCGCAUCAACCGUUGCGAAGAGACUUGAAUCACUUGGCGCAUUGACACAUGGCGAUCGACGCGCAACCGAAACACGUGAUUUAUCACAAUUCAAUUUUGAUAAUAAGUAUGGACGCAGCGCAUUGGAAUCGAUCAUGAAAAGUAUCAUGGGAUAUGAACAACCGUUGGUACAACCGCCAAAAGAUUAUAAGGGUGACUUUUUCAAAGAUAUUGCCGGCGCAUUGGUCGGUGUCGGUUUUAUUGUUAAUAGCGAAGCAACGCCAGGCGUUUUAAGUUUAGAUAAGGACUAUAAUAACAUAUCGAAAUUUCUCAAUCGCAUUUUGGGAAUGCCGGUCGAUUUACAAAAUCGAUUAUUUAAAUACUUUACCGAUACGUUGAACGCAACCAUUUCAACGGCCAAGAAAACGGGACGAUUCGAUUUGGGCAUUGUGGAUUUGGGUAAAUCCGAAAACGUAACACGAAUAAAGUUAGUUCGAUUCCUGCGAAAGCAUGCCACAGGAGUGGCUCCAAUUGAAUUGCACACAGUACACGUUGAACGAGGAAUGAUUUGGCAAGAGGCGAUCGAUAUUUGGGCUGAUUUAUCGACUGAAAAAGAGGGUUUCUAUUUAUCACAUCAAAAUCGAAAUGGCAAGCACACCGCCAUUCUAGCCGUGAUGAUUGACAACGAUCGUUCAUCUGGCUCAUCAAGUUCGACAAAAAAGAAAAGUGAUAAAUCGCCAAGUAAAAAGGAUAUAAUGUUCCAAAUCUAUCGUCCAAACACCGGACUACAAUUUCGUCACGAGUCAUUGGCUGAAAUUGAGAAAAAAUACAAAAAAGUGCAAAGUGAUGAGGCCGAACCACAUUGGAAUCAGCAGUACGAUUCAUCCAUACAGACCUGUUCACAUGCAUAUUGGCGUGGUAAUUGCCGUAACGUCACGUCUGGAGUCGAGUGUGAAGUUGGGUUGCGUCGUCGAACGUAUAUGGUGCUGUCGGGAUCAGUAUUGGCUGUAUGGCAACGGGUUGAAAAUCAAUUGGCCACACGAUUGUCAAGCAAUAAUCGAAUGCAAGUGAUUCGUUUAAAAACGGCCGAUGGCAAUAAAAUCGUCGGUAUCAUGGUGCCAAAAUUGUGUGCCGAUGCUCUGGUCGCCGAUCUUAGACGUGAUGCCGAAAAAGUCGAAGAGAAAACCUUUACCCAUUAAACAAAACUAUACACAUUAAGAAUUGAAUUUAAAUUAAAAAAAAGACGAAUUUUUCGAACGAAUUCGGUUGUUUACGCUUAAAAAAAAAAAAAAAGAAAAUCAUGGAAACACAUUUGGAAAAUUUAAACAAUUUUAAAGAAAUUUCCAAAAUUGAUAAUACAGUGAACGUACAUUUAUACAAAAAGAAUAGCACAUUUGAAUAUAAUAUAAUAUAUGACAUUAAACAACGCAUUAAACAUUCAAACAAUAUCCAAUUAGACACAUUUUAAGCAAAACUUAAUAAAAUUGGAUCAAUUCAAACAAGUUUCUAUGUGUUCAUCACUUAAACAAACAUUAAGUAGAUUUGAUAAUUAAAAUUGAUUAAGUUAAAGAAAAAUUGCUGUGUUCAAUUUAAAUUGAAAACUAAAUGUAUGGAUCGACACAAUAGAAAUUCAAAAGAACGACCCGCUCCUAGUCAAAAUGUAGAUUUUGAUAAAUUACUCAAAAAAAAAAAAUGAAAUUUUCGAUAAUUUUUAAAUCAAUCGUUUCAAGUUUCUCUCAUGCCUUGAACGGCUUGAACUAAAUUUUUACCUUGAUUUCAAGGGCUCGCUUUUACUUUCCCACUUUCUUUGGUAAAAGUACUUUCUUAAAUGUCGAACCUUUUGAAAAGUCGAAUACAUUUUUGGAUUUGAAACUAUAAUUUUUGUGUAAAUAAAAUAAUUCCGUACGAUUUUUGUUGAUACAUAGACACAACACAUUCUAAAUAAUCACCGUAGACAACGAUUUUGGUUUGAGCAAAAAAAUAGGCCACAGACACAACAAUUCUCAGCCAGCAAAAAACCUACUUCAACUCAUUCUUAAUUUAUAGCUACAUUAGGCUUAGGUUGAGUAAAAGACAAUUUCUAGCACAAAAACAAUAACAUGGACUCUUAAAAAUCCAAUAAUAUUAUUAUUAUGAUUACAAAAAAUUCAAUGUUUACUUUUCAACAUUUGAUUUAACGAAUUCUGGUUAGAUAAAAAAAAGUAAAAAUAUUCCUUAACAUAAAACACUCAACUUUGUAGACUUAACGAACAUUAUUACUGUAGACGUUGUGCUUGUAUUAUGUCAAACACACACAUACACACAUAGAGACAGCGGUAUCCAUUUCGAAUAAAGUUUUAAUUUAUUGAACAAA
Contarinia nasturtii (swede midge) is the source of this 6538-nucleotide messenger RNA. RefSeq names its product protein strawberry notch (gene sno). Gene Ontology annotation, molecular function: chromatin DNA binding; histone binding. Gene Ontology annotation, biological process: regulation of DNA-templated transcription. The transcript has 14 exons. The coding region runs from base 987 to 5384 and encodes 1465 amino acids. The record is from RefSeq and is a predicted model, not a curated record. Gene Ontology annotation, cellular component: nucleus. NCBI's taxonomy places the organism in Eukaryota, Metazoa, Arthropoda, Insecta, Diptera, Cecidomyiidae.